AUGCGUAUCACCGUCAGCGUGAUCCGCCCAGAUGCGGACUCCGACAUCAUCAACUUGGAAGUCGGCGGCGACAUGACAAUCGAUCUCUUGAAAGCCAUUGUCGAAAGCGAAACCUCCAUCCCACCGACAGCUCAGCAGAUCGUUUACAACAACCAGCUGCUCCAGUCUCCCGUACAGACCCUGGACUCAGUGGGCAUAUCCGAAGGUGACAUGCUCGGGGUACACGUCACUCUCCGCACCCCCCAACAAGCCACCCCUCGUCCCUCCGCCCCCUCCAGCUCAAGACAACCCGCCCCUCGUCCCGGCAUGCCAGACCCGGAAACUAUCCGCCUGCACAUUCUGGGCGAUCCUCGCGUGCGCGAGGCUGUUCGCAGGCAGAACCCAGAGCUCUCCGAGGCAGCAGACAAUGCUCAGCGCUUCCGAGAGGUCCUGCUGAGGCAGCAGCAAGGUGAGGCGCAGCAGGAGGCUCAAAAGGAAGCUCGCAUUGCAAUGCUUAAUGCCGAUCCCUUCAACCCGGACAAUCAGAAAGAGAUCGAGGAGAUCAUUCGCCAGAAUGCCGUGACGGAGAAUUUACACAAUGCCAUGGAGCACCACCCGGAGUCUUUCGGGCGUGUCACCAUGCUUUAUAUCCCCGUCGAAGUGAACGGCCACCGUCUGAACGCCUUCGUCGAUUCCGGCGCUCAAGUAACAAUCAUGUCCCCCGAAUGCGCCACGGCAUGUAACAUCAUGCGUCUCGUCGACCGUCGCUACGGCGGUAUCGCCAAAGGUGUCGGUACCGCCCCCAUCCUCGGCCGUGUUCAUUCAGCCCAGAUCAAGAUUGGUGAGAUGUUCCUCCCCUGCUCUUUCACCGUCAUGGAAGGCAAACAAAUCGACCUCCUGCUGGGUCUUGACAUGCUCCGUCGCCACCAAGCCUGUAUCGACCUGCAGCGCGGUGCGCUCGUGAUCCAAGACCAGGCCGUGCCAUUCCUCGGCGAAGGCGACAUCCCCAAACAUCUCACCGAUGAGUUUGAGGCCGAGCCCACUGUCAAAGGUGCCGAUGGUGCCGAAGUCGGUGCCCGCACUGGUGCCGUCACUCACCAGGCCGAGAACAACGCUGCCCCCAGCUCGAAUCCCAGCUCUGCUCCUGCGCCCGCCCCUGCUGCGCCAAGGAUCAACAUCCGCCCCGCAUCGCGGUGGCCUCAGGAUUCCAUUGCCAAGAUCACAGAGCUGGGAUUCACGCGGGAUGAAGCUGUUCGCGCCCUCGACGCUGCCCACGGUGACUUGGAUGGCGCCAUUGGUUUCCUCAUCUGA
Molecule: messenger RNA, 1290 nt
Organism: Penicillium salamii
Lineage: Eukaryota; Fungi; Ascomycota; Eurotiomycetes; Eurotiales; Aspergillaceae
Source: the annotation of a GenBank genome assembly